AUGGGAUCGAUGCCAGAGAACGAGGUGCAAAAGGGCGUCGAGCAAGAUGACUUGGUUAUGCCGUUGAUCGACUUCGGCGCCUUCUUGCACGGCGACCCGGCCACGAAAAAAGCGACCGCCGACCAGAUCCUGCACGCGUUCAAAACAUCCGGGUUCCUGUAUCUCCAGAACCACGGGGUGCCCAAGGACCAAGUGUCGCUCGCCUUUGCGGAAUCGGCGCAGUUCUUCGCCCGGCCACAAGCGCAGAAGGACGCGCUAGGCUGGACCACGCCGGACGCGAAUCGAGGCUACGUGACCUGGGGCCGCGAGAAAGUCACGCAGUCCAGCAACCCGGAGGAGAUUGCCAAGCUGCGGGCGUCGAACCCGGACCUCAAGGAAUCGAUGGAGAUCGGGCGCGAAGGCGUGCCCGGCUUGCCGAACCAGUGGCCCGCGCAUCUGGACGCCGAGGGGCAAAAGUUCACCGAGGACAUGAAGCGCUUCUUCCUGACGCUGAAGGACCUGCACAUGCAGGUGAUGCGCGCCAUCGCCAUCGGCAUGAUGGGGCUCGACCACGAACGCUUCUUCGACAGCUACACCGACGCCGGCGACAACAACCUGCGGCUGCUGCACUAUCCGCCCGUAAAGCGGUCCGUGUGGCGCGACAACCCGUCGCAGGUGCGCGCCGGCGAGCAUUCCGACUACGGCUCCAUCACCCUGCUGUUCCAGGACCAGGUGGGCGGCCUGGAGGUCAAGUCGCCGCGCGGCACCUGGGUGCGUGCCACGCCCAUCGAGGGCACCAUCGUCGUCAACGCCGGCGAUCUGCUCGCCCGUUGGAGCAACGACAUGAUCAAAUCGACGAAUCAUCGCGUCAUCCAGCCGCCGCCGCCCAAGGAUGCCGCCGCCGAUGCCGAUCCGGACGCUUUGAUCCCGGCCCGCUACAGUAUUGCGUAUUUCUGCAAUCCCAAUUUCGACAGGCUGAUCGAGGCCCUUCCGGGCACGUGGGAGGAGACCGGCAAGAAAUAUGAGCCCAUCAAUAGCGGCGAUUAUCUGGUCAUGAGACUUGCUGCUACAUAUUGA
Messenger RNA from Capronia coronata CBS 617.96, 1056 nucleotides. RefSeq lists its product as uncharacterized. The transcript is spliced from 2 exons. Gene Ontology annotation, molecular function: dioxygenase activity. Bases 1 to 1056 code for a protein of 351 amino acids. The record is from RefSeq and is a predicted model, not a curated record. Lineage: Eukaryota; Fungi; Ascomycota; Eurotiomycetes; Chaetothyriales; Herpotrichiellaceae.